Molecule: messenger RNA, 3007 nt
Organism: Galeopterus variegatus (Sunda flying lemur)
Lineage: Eukaryota; Metazoa; Chordata; Mammalia; Dermoptera; Cynocephalidae
Gene: ZNF367
Product: zinc finger protein 367
Exons: 5
Coding region: 1-654 (217 amino acids)
Biological process (GO): homophilic cell-cell adhesion
Cellular component (GO): cell-cell junction
Molecular function (GO): ionotropic glutamate receptor binding
Source: RefSeq, a predicted model, not a curated record
AUGCUUGAUGGUGUCUCACAGGAUGGAAUCCGACGUGGUAGACCCAGAGCAGAUACUGUCCGGGAUUUAAUAAAUGAAGGAGAGCAUUCGUCCAGCAGAAUUCGUUGUAACAUCUGCAAUAGGGUGUUUCCACGGGAGAAAUCGCUUCAGGCCCACAAAAGGACUCAUACAGGUGAGAGACCCUAUCUGUGUGACUAUCCAGACUGUGGAAAAGCCUUUGUUCAAAGUGGACAGCUCAAAACGCAUCAGCGUCUUCACACCGGAGAGAAACCUUUUGUUUGUUCAGAAAAUGGCUGCCUGAGUAGAUUCACCCAUGCAAACCGCCACUGUCCGAAGCACCCGUAUGCCAGGCUGAAGCGAGAGGAGCCCACAGACACACUCAGCAAGCAUCAGGCUGCAGACAACAAGGCUGCUGCAGAGUGGCUGGCAAAGUAUUGGGAAAUGAGAGAGCAGCGCACCCCCACCUUGAAAGGCAAGCUGGCCCAGAAGGCCGACCAGGAGCAGCAGGACCCUCUGGAAUACCUUCAGUCUGAUGAGGAGGACGAUGAGAGGAGCGGUGCCCAGCGCCGGCUGCAGGAGCAGCGCGAGCGCCUGCAUGGAGCCCUGGCCCUCAUAGAGCUGGCCAACCUGACUGGGGCGCCGCUCCGCCAGUAGCCAGGAUGCGGACUCCUGCCCUGUGCAGAAGUACUGCCCGGCGUACUUCAAAAGUAGAUCCCUGGGCAUAAGCUAAGCACCUUAUUUGCUUAUCAUAGGCUGCUAUUCUGUAGAAAUUUAUGAAGAAUGUCAUUGCCCCAGAAUAUGGGGUGAGAGAGAAUUGCACUUUUUUUAUAUGGAAAUGAAUUUGAUGUAAAGCUUAAAAUAUUUUGUAAAUAUGGACUGCACAGUACAGGGUAGAAAACUACAUAUUGUGGGAAGCUAGGUUUUGCAAGUUUAAUGAAUUCAUUGGAAGCAGUUCUCACAGGAAGCACUUUCUGAAUAAGACACUUGUAUGAAAAACAGGAUGGUACAAAUAGCCAAAGAAGGUUGAAAUAGAUUAUUUAUAAGAUCAUUUUAAACAAUGUAUAUGAGUAUGUUUACCAAUACUGUAAACACUGAAGCAAGAAAGCAUAAGAUAGGUGUGUAAGAUAUAUAUUUUUAAACUGCAAAAUAGUGUGCCCGAUAAGGCUAGAGAAAUGGGAAACUAUUUUGGAAAAUGUUCUAAGUUAUGGACUUGGAAGAAAAUAAAUAUUUGAGGAUCUUGGUAAGAUGCACGAUAGUUCAGAAUUUUCAAAAUUGGAGUAAAAUCAGUCUUAUUCUAUCUUUAUGGGGCUUUACAAUUCAGUAUAAUGUUUAAGUUUGAAAAGCACUUGUCAUCCCUAGCAUGUUCACUUGGGAACUUUUGCACAUUUCAUAUUUCUCAUCUGCUGAAAUUGAGUGAUUAAUCUUGCAAAGUCUAGGUAACAUGGUAAUUGAUCUUUCUUUUCUUAAAAAAAAAAUAUAUAUAUAUUAUGGGCCCUGUAAUGAGAUUUGGCACUUGGAGUUUUAUUAAUAAAAGGGACAUCUACAGGGUUGUUGUGUAGUGAAAUAUGUUAGAUUUUUUGUUAGCAAACACUAAAUUUUAAUUGUACUGCUUGUUUAGAAUGAUUAGCAAAUAGAAGCCUCCAUAUUUAUAUUUUCAGUGCAUAAAUCCACCUUCUUGCUUUACUUCAGAGUAACAUGCCAAGCUGUUUUGUGUUCACUAAAUUUAGCUAUAAGUGAAAUACUGCAGAAAAUAUUAGCUACUCAAAUAAGUCGGCUUCUGGAAUAGUUUUAACUGCAAGUGUGUUAACUUGUGUGGUGGUUUUAAACCAUUUUUCCAAGUAGAUGAAGUAAAUAAACAUCACUUUAUGUUCUGAAGCACGAACAGAAAAAUCAAGAGCUGAGCAGUCCACCUCCUUUAUAUAGGCAAAAAGCUGCAUCAUUUUGAUUUUUCUUAUAAGCAGAACUAAAUGACAUGCAUAGCAUGGUAAUUUAUAGAUUACUUAAUUGGAGUAAAACUCAGUAAUAAGAGGGAAAUAUUGGCUCUUUAGUGCCUUUUUUCUCUUUUGAGUUGAAGUGGUACCCUACAGGUGUAGUUUAAACAUUAUCUAGAAUGUAGGCUUCUUUAUCCCAAAAUCCCCAUGUGUUGCAGUACACAGAUAGUUUAAAAUAUGUAGCCACUGGGAAGGGGAAGUAUGUAAAUGUUUUUAAGAGGAAUGAAAGUAUGUAAGAAGAUAUGAUAGUUACAAAUAAUGUGUAUGAUGGGGACAUACUUUAAAAAUGUAAUUCCUCUGUACAGUAAAUUACAAAUUUUUUUUUUUUUUUUUUUUUUUUUUUUUUGUAAUAUGAGAAUUUAUAUCUGUAAUGGUCUAAGAAUUUUGUUUGUAAUCUGGUAUAUAGAAUUUUAACUUGGAGCACUUAUAAGCCCUGGUAAGAGAGACUUUAACAACUGAAUUUUCUUGGUUUAGGUUUCAACAUUUCCUCUAGAAUUUUUCCUUUUAAAAAUGAUUUAAAUGAACUAAAAAGCAACACUCAUCAGUCUUGAAAAAUUUAAAUUUGAUAAACUUACCUAAAGAAGGAAGGGCAGUAAGAAUUUAAAAAAAUAACAAACAUUUACCAAUUUACAUAUGAUAAAAUUGAAGGCCUUCAAAAGAAGGUUUUUGUUUUUCUCCAGUCAGCUUUUAUCAACUAUAAUAGUUAUAUUCACAUUUUUUAUUUGUAUAAUUGGGACAGUUUAAGAAAUUAUUACAGCUAUGUACUUUAGAAACACUUAAAGUGACUUUUCUUGAUAUAAGCUAUAUACUUGUACAAAAUAACAUUGGCAUCCAAAAUUUGAGGUGUGUUAUGACUGCUUUUUGUUUUAAAAAUGUGGUUUACAUUCAAAUUUUUGUAGUGUUUUGUGAUUCAUUUGGCUAAGUUGUAGUUUGGCAGAGUUAACAGCAUAAAAAUAAACAUGCUGUGAUUUUAAAAGAUGCUUUGAAUAAAAAUUUAUUUUAAUUUAAACUUUAAA